Necator americanus (New World hookworm) is the source of this 1419-nucleotide messenger RNA. RefSeq lists its product as uncharacterized. Gene Ontology annotation, cellular component: extracellular region. The transcript has 12 exons. The coding region runs from base 1 to 1419 and encodes 472 amino acids. NCBI's taxonomy places the organism in Eukaryota, Metazoa, Nematoda, Chromadorea, Rhabditida, Ancylostomatidae. The record is from RefSeq and is a predicted model, not a curated record.
AUGACAAAAGAAGCACGGCAGAAAUUUCUUGAAAUGCACAAUUCGUUAAGAAGUUCGGUUGCAUUGGGAGAGGCCAAGGAUGGAGCUGGUGGAAAUGCCCCGAAAGCGGCCAAGAUGAAGAAGAUGAAAUACGAUUGCAAAGUUGAAAAGACUGCAAUGAAAAACGCGAAACAAUGUGUAUUCAAGCACUCGCAACCUAACCAAAGGAAAGGAUUGGGAGAGAAUAUAUUUAUGUCUUCGGAUAGCGAUAUGGACAAAGCACAGGCUGCUGAGCAGGCUACCAAUGCUUGGUUCGGCGAACUUGCAGAGAAGGGAGUUGGACAAAAUCUUAAGCUUACAGAAGACUUGUUCAGCAGAGGAGUCGGGCACUAUACACAGUAUAGUAGUGACACUUUCGUUUUACGUGAUCCGCAUGGCCCUGCAGCGAGGGAAGGGGAUGAGGUACGCGGGCAGUUCCGAGGUUUUCAAGUAGGACCAGGGCAAGCGAAAUCUGGAGUUCUGCUCUCACGUCCGCAUGGGAACAAGAACCAUCUGAUGGUCUACGCUCGCUUUUACGGAAUUCGAAGUUCGGUUGCAUUGGGACAGGCCAAGGAUGGAGCUGGUGGAAAUGCCCCGAAAGCUGCUAAGAUGAAGACGAUGGCAUACGAUUGCGAAGUUGAAAAGACUGCAAUGAAUAACGCGAAACAAUGUGUAUUCAAGCACUCGCAACCUAACCAAAGGAAAGGAUUGGGAGAGAAUAUAUUUAUGUCUUCGGAUAGCGGUAUGGACAAAGCAAAGGCUGCUGAGCAGGCUAGCAAAGCUUGGUUCGGCGAACUUGCAGAAAAAGGAGUUGGACAGAAUCUUAAGCUUACAGGAGGCUUGUUCAGCAGAGGAGUCGGACACUAUACACAGAUGGUAUGGCAAGAAACCGUUAAGCUUGGAUGUUAUGUGGAAGCGUGCUCAAAUAUGUGUUAUGUGGUGUGCCAGUACGGUCCUGCGUAUCUUCUGCCCAGGCCUGGUAAAAGACCAUUGGUAAAGGUUAAAGAAAAGGCCAUUGGUAAAAGUUUCGGCUGGAGCUACACAAACGACUAUGGUUCGAUACCGCCCUGUAGAAAUCCACAAGCUUUUCCUGGAAGUUGCGGAAACAACGUCUGUGAACAUCACAUCAGUGGAAAUAAUGUGAUUGCACAGGUGCUGAAUUUGUGCUGCUAUGGUGCUGCUGCCAACAAUUCAGGUGACAUUUUUGAAGCGCCAUGCGACUUCGCAAUCGCCUCUCAUACAGGCGUACACACUCGUUCUCGUACCGGCACAUGCAUUCACUCACUCACUCACUCACUCACUCACUCACACACAAUCAGCUUAGACGACGAAAAACGUCUUUUCACAAACUGUACGCGCGCACGUUUUACGAUCCAGACAUUUUUGUUCCACGAUUCGUGA